GUUUGGGGGAAAAGGAUCUGCCCAGGGGUCACCUGAAGGAAUGGGGUUCGGAUAGGAAGGACCCGAGCGGCUCUGACGGGGGACCCAGGGAUGGGAUGAGGCCUGGGAUCCUGGUCUUCCUGCAGCGGGGAUUCUGACCCACUCCCGGGACUGCAGUGAGACUUCGCCCCGUUCGCUGCCUUCCUCCUGCCAUUCGCAGGACAGAGUCCUGGCCAGAUCUCUGUCCUCAAUUUUCUUUUCAGGUUCUGUGGGAUUAAGCUGUGGGGGACAGGCUUGGCCAUGGACCCGCUCUCGGAGUUGCAGGAUGACCUGACCUUAGAUGACACCAGCCAGGCUCUGAAUCAGCUGAAGCUGGCCUCCAUCGAUGAGAAGAACUGGCCCUCAGAUGAGAUGCCUGACUUUCCCAAGUCAGAUGACUCCAAAAGCAGUUCCCCAGAACCCGUCACACACCUGAAGUGGGACGACCCUUACUAUGACAUCGCCCGGCAUCAGAUAGUGGAGGUGGCAGGAGAUGACAAGUAUGGGCGGAAGAUUAUUGUGUUUAGUGCCUGUCGAAUGCCUCCUAGCCACCAGCUGGACCACAGCAAACUCCUGGGGUACCUGAAGCACACCCUGGAUCAGUACGUGGAGAGUGACUACACGCUGCUCUACCUGCACCACGGCCUGACCAGCGACAACAAACCCUCCCUCAGCUGGCUCCGGGAUGCCUACCGGGAGUUUGACCGCAAGUACAAGAAGAACAUCAAGGCCCUGUACAUCGUGCACCCCACCAUGUUCAUCAAGACCCUGCUCAUCCUCUUUAAACCCCUCAUUAGCUUCAAGUUUGGGCGGAAGAUCUUCUACGUAAAUUACCUGAGUGAGCUGAGCGAGCACGUGAAGCUGGAACAACUGGGGAUCCCUCGCCAAGUGCUCAAGUAUGACGACUUCCUCAAAUCCACACAGAAGAGCCCGGCAACCGCGCCCAAGCCCCUGCCACCACGGCCCCCUCUGCCCAACCAGCAGUUUGGGGUCUCGUUGCAGCACCUCCAGGAGAAGAGCCCAGAGCAGGAGCCUAUUCCAAUCGUGCUCCGGGAGACCAUUGCCUACUUACAAGCCCACGCUCUCACCACCGAGGGAAUUUUCCGGAGGUCAGCCAACACCCAAAUUGUACGGGAAGUGCAGCAGAAGUACAACAUGGGGCUGCCCGUGGACUUUGACCAGUACAAUGAGUUGCACCUGCCUGCAGUCAUCCUCAAGACUUUCCUCCGGGAGCUUCCCGAGCCCCUGCUCACCUUCGAUCUCUACUCCCAUGUUGUUGGCUUCCUCAACAUUGAUGAAAGCCAGAGAGUGGAGGUGACACUGCAGGUCCUCCGGACACUGCCUGAGGAGAACUACCAGGUGCUUCGUUUCCUGACGGCCUUCCUGGUCCAGAUUUCUGCCCACUGUGACCAGAACAAGAUGACCAAUACCAACCUGGCUGUGGUCUUUGGCCCUAACCUGCUAUGGGCCAAGGAUGCCGCCAUCACCCUCAAGGCCAUUAACCCCAUCAACACCUUCACCAAGUUUCUGCUGGAUCAUCAAGGGGAAUUGUUCCCCAGCCCUGACCCAAGGGGGCUCUGAGCCCGGCCCCUGCCCCACCAGCCCCUUCUCUUGACAGUUUCAGUUUGGACUUUUCCUCCUGGCAUCAGCCUUACAGGAGCCUGGGGCUCCUGCCCAGGAAGGGGCCACAAAGCCCCCCAGGAGGUAGAACCUGGAGCCAGCCAAACUGGUAGCUCCUCCUCCCCCUUCUGUCCAGCCCUCCUCAUGGUCCUGGAGGCCUCGCUGUUAUUAGAGACAUUUUUCUUCGCCUUAUACUUCUCACUGCCUCUCUGGAGCCCCAGCUCCUGCUGGGCUUUCUAGAGCUGGGCUUGGCCUUUCCAGCUGGAAAAGGACUGAACCCCAGCAUCCCCUCUCCUGCUUUCUCCGACUCCCAUUUCCCCAGCAACUGUAGAUGACAAAAUCACUGCCAGCUGGGUUGGUGGUUGGGGCUGGUCCUUCCUGUUUGCUGGAGAAUGAAAGGCUGAGCUCCUUGGCUUGAGCCUGGCCAUGCUGAGGCUCUUCCCUGUCUGGGUUGGUUGUCUGGCCCAUUAGAAGCCUUGCAGUGUGAAGGCCUGGAUGCAAGCAGCCUGCUCGUGUCCUCCCCCUCUGACAGUUUAGCCUUGAGUAUUUCCACAGCCAAGGAAUGACAAGGCUGGUGUCUGCUUCCUAUUUCUGCCUCUUUCCUUUCCUCACACCUUGGGUCAGCCUUUCCCAAAUGGUACUGCCCCCAAGGGUUCUCAAUGCCCUGGUUCUCCCAGGACUGGCAGCUUGGGUGACAGGGCUCAGAGGGAACCUCAGCCAGUCCCAACAUCCAUUCUAAAUAAAUAGACACCCCACUCCCACCCCUGAGAGUCACCUAGCUUCUGGUCUGAUCAGUGACAAGCAGUCCCACACCCCUCCCUGUCUUGCUUCCCUUCCCACCUGGUCCGAUCCUCAACCUACAGGCUCAGGUGGACCUGUCUGUACAGUCAGACUGGUUCCUGCUCUGGCCAGAGGUGGCUCAGUGCCUCAGGAGCUGUGGUGGCCCCAUCCAGCAGGUGGCAUCCUGGCGGGGUUGGGGUGGAGGCCGAAUGCCACAAGAGGGGUGCAGGAGACUUCAUUAACAGAGCAACCCCCCAGAGCACAGGAUCCCAGGGCCCUGUUGUCUUUCAGAAAACCAGGACCCCAAUCAUGAUUAAUCAUGAUUAGUAGCUCUCAUUCCAGCUCCAUUCCUUAGGAUUAUACUCCUCCCUGGUGAACUCUGGGGGCUUCCCACCUUCACCCUUUCCUGCAACCUUGUUACCCAGCAGCAGGAAAGUACCUGCACAGUGGCACUGCCUUCACAGCCUUGGCCAGGGCAGCCCUGGAGCCCAUACCAUGGGGAUCCCCACUGAGCAGCUGGGCCCAUCUGCAAGACCUCUCUGAGCUCUCACCCCAGGGCCCUGGAUGCUGCUGGUUCUAUCAGUCUCUGUGUUUCUAGCUGUGCCUGGAUCUCUGCUUUCUGCUCUCUCUGCAUAUCAAGUAUCUCAGCCCCAUUUACUGGGGAGCCUUUUGGACCUAUUUGGUCUUUCAACCCUGUCCCCUGCCCCAUCAGUCAGUAGUACCUGGGGGCACUUGUAUUGUAAAUCAAGUGUUCACAUUCACACUUAAUGACUUCCUUGGCACCAAUCAUGUAUUUCACCGUUUGCACUUUUUGUAUUUCAAUAAAAAUGGAGAUGGAAAACUGCC
Molecule: messenger RNA, 3264 nt
Organism: Choloepus didactylus (southern two-toed sloth)
Lineage: Eukaryota; Metazoa; Chordata; Mammalia; Pilosa; Megalonychidae
Gene: ARHGAP1
Product: Rho GTPase activating protein 1
Exons: 13
Coding region: 280-1599 (439 amino acids)
Biological process (GO): small GTPase-mediated signal transduction; negative regulation of endocytic recycling
Cellular component (GO): cytoplasm
Molecular function (GO): GTPase activator activity
Source: RefSeq, a predicted model, not a curated record